AACUCUACCUUGUAUCGAUUGAACGUAUCUUCAUACAAGAACCAUGUAUGUAUCCCAUUUCCUUGGCUUUCUAUUGUCACUAAAUCAACCAGGAAUCGCAAUCUUGCAUUCCGAUCGCGCAAAGAGCCUCCUGCCAGCCGGCACAGGUUCAUCUCGACCUUCCGCGGGAUCCAAGCACCAGAACUGAGUCGCAAGAUGACCAAGCUGAUCAAAAGCGAGAACUCCGCCAUCGGCGCCCACGAAGCCGCUGGCCGUGAGCGCACCGCAAUCGCUGCCCAGCUCUCCGAAUGGGGAGAGGCGACUGAGGACGACAAUAUCUCCGACAUCUCCGACAAGCUCGGCGUUAUGCUCGCCGAGAUGGGUGAACAAGAGGACGUCUUUGCGCAGAAUCUCGAGGACUACCGCGGUAUCCUAAAGCAGAUUCGCAACAUGGAGGCCUCGGUCCAGCCGUCGCGGGACCAGCGUCAGAAGAUCACUGAUGAGAUUGCCAAGCUCAAGUACAAGGACCCUUCGAGUACACGUCUGGUUACACUCGAGCAUGAGCUCGUCCGGGCAGAGGCUCAGAACUUGGUUGCCGAGGCGCAACUGUCUAAUAUCACGCGGCAAAAGCUCAAGGAGGCCUAUGAUAUUCACCUGGCGGCUGUCAUUGAGCGCGCCGAAAAGCAGACUAUCCUGGCUCGCCACGCUCGUCGCCUGCUCAACUAUAUUGACGAUAGUCCUGUUGUCCCUGGCGACGCACGCCAGGCAUAUGACCAUGAGCCCAUGGCACGCCAGAUCCUUGAGGACGCCGAGAAUGAUCUCCGUGGAUGGGAACCCAGUGUCGAGCCCAUUACCUCGGCCGCAGCCCAGGAGUCUCAGUCCCAAGUCAAUGGAUUCGACGAUAGCAGACGCGCAAGCAAUGUUGAUCCUCUCAAUGAUGUAUCGGAGCAGGAGUCGGAUGUUGUCGACGAUACCUCGGUGAUUGAAGGCACUGGUAUCACUGAACCAGUGGGGAGCGGUGCACCGCCCGCAAAGAUGUUGGUUGAGCCUGCGUAA
Penicillium paradoxum is the source of this 1035-nucleotide messenger RNA. RefSeq names its product Eisosome component PIL1/LSP1 family protein. The transcript is spliced from 2 exons. Gene Ontology annotation, cellular component: plasma membrane; eisosome filament. The record is from RefSeq and is a predicted model, not a curated record. The annotation marks the transcript as partial. Lineage: Eukaryota; Fungi; Ascomycota; Eurotiomycetes; Eurotiales; Aspergillaceae. Gene Ontology annotation, biological process: endocytosis; negative regulation of protein kinase activity; eisosome assembly. Gene Ontology annotation, molecular function: lipid binding.